This is a messenger RNA of Anopheles darlingi, 1886 nucleotides long. Its product is annotated as transcription factor SPT20 homolog. Lineage: Eukaryota; Metazoa; Arthropoda; Insecta; Diptera; Culicidae. Gene Ontology annotation, cellular component: nucleus. Gene Ontology annotation, biological process: regulation of transcription by RNA polymerase II. The record is from RefSeq and is a predicted model, not a curated record. Gene Ontology annotation, molecular function: RNA polymerase II transcription regulatory region sequence-specific DNA binding; DNA-binding transcription factor activity, RNA polymerase II-specific. The transcript has 2 exons. Bases 77 to 1798 code for a protein of 573 amino acids.
AGCAAAAAAUCCAAAAAUCCAAAAUCCCUGCUCGGUUUUUAGUGGAAAAGUGCGGUUUCGGUGAAAAUUCCUCGUCAUGGAUACCCCUAGCGCGGAGACUGAGCCGGACUAUCUCGAGUCGGACAAAACGCGGCUCUCGCUGGCGGAAGAUUUUCCCAACUUCCGCGACUUUCAGGUAGUGAAGAUGGUUCAACACUUUCGAGUGAUCACGGACGGGUCGGAAGAGCGGCUGCGGCUCGGCUUUAAAUGCAAAACGUGCGGCGAAUGUUUCAACAAAACCAUGGCCCUGUUGGGUCACAUACGAGUGCACUUCGAGAAAGAUCACACGUGCAGCGUGUGUGGCAAGUAUUUCUUCGAUCCGGCCAAACUCGCGACCCACUUCAAAGCCAAACACGCGGUGAAUACGAUAAAAUGCCAGCUCGGGUGUGGGAAGUACGCAACGACCAAUUUCAAGAGCUUGCAGGUGCACUACGAGCAGUACCACUACGUGAAGAUCCGGAUGCAGGAAGUUCGCAAAAUGGACGAAGCCAUACGAAGUGGCGGAGCGGUCAUGACGGAGCUCGUCAACACGCCUCCGAAGCAUCGCCGACCUAUUAAAAAGACCCGUAUUAUUCGUAAAGUAGGUAACGAACAGGGGGAAGACUCACUGGACACUUCGGUAGUGGAACAGGAGGAUGCACAAAGCGAGGAGUACGGUAUGAAUGCUGACGGUUUCAUCGAGGAAGGAAUGGUUUGUGACCAAAUGCAGUGCUGUGUCUGUGGUGCAAUAUUUGGCAACGAUCAGCAGCUGGCUCUGCACGAAAGCACUCACACCAACCCGUUCGAAUGCAGUUUCUGUGAAACGGAGUUCAGUGAGCUGGAAGAAAUACGCGAACACUAUCAUAGUAAGCAUCGAACGGAUAGUGGAGCCAAACAGUUUGUUAUCACCAGCGUGCCGCAGCAAGAAGUCACACAGCAACCCAUAAUGUCACACCAAGUCAUCCAAAACCAUACAGUUCAGCAACAACAACCACAGCAACAACAACAGCAACAGCAGCAACAGCAGCAGCAUCAACAACAGCAGCAGAUACAACAGCAACAACAGCAGCAGCAGCAACAGCAACAGCAGCAUCAACAGCAGCAGCAGCAACAGCAACAGCAGCAUCAACAGCAGCAGCAGCAACAGCAGCAGAUACAGCAGCAGCAACAACUUCAACAACAGCAACUGCAUCAUCAGCAACAGUUACAGUUACAGCAACAGCAACAACAACAGCAGCAUAUACACCCGAUAACUCCAACGGCACAGUUCAUAUCGAACCAAAACCCGAGUGGCAUGACUACGAUGCUGGUGAUGCAGAACGGGAUGUUUAUUCCUGUGCAUACCAUCGAUAGCUCCCAACUGGCAGCGGUUAACCCCUUCCAGCAAGCCAACAUCACUCAGAUUGGACAAAAUCCGAUCACGUGGCCUAUAACUGCCACACCGAUCACUGCUAAUCAUCACCCUCAGCCACAGGCAAUACUGCCCCCGGUGCAUAACCAGAUAGAAAUAAUUCCGCUUCAUGGUCCUGCACCGGCACCGCAGCAUGCAAGCCCCGCACUGAACACCGUCUGUAUAGCACCACAGCAUCUGCAGCAAGUUAGUCAUCCACAUACAAUCGGUAAUGUUAUCUCUGGCGCGGCUCCGGGUAGCGGUGGUAGUUUUGUUAUAAACUCGAUAGCAUCAAUUGAUCCUGCAUAUCUGAAACAAGUCGAUCCGGCACAGCAUCAGCAGCAGCAACAGCAACAGCAACAAGCGCAGCAUCCACAGUUUCACACGUAGUAGCGAAUCGAUGAAUGCUAUGCUCGUAGCUAGCUCACCAGAAUAGCAGAACAAAAGGUGCUUGAUUGAUAGGAAUAAAAUGCGUGAG